Lolium rigidum is the source of this 3456-nucleotide messenger RNA. RefSeq names its product disease resistance protein RPS2-like. Lineage: Eukaryota; Viridiplantae; Streptophyta; Magnoliopsida; Poales; Poaceae. The transcript has 2 exons. The record is from RefSeq and is a predicted model, not a curated record. Bases 474 to 3278 code for a protein of 934 amino acids. Gene Ontology annotation, molecular function: protein binding; ADP binding.
UCAAGGCUAUAAGAGAAUACUGAAUUUAUAUAAUUUAUAACCAUUGAGUUGUGGCUUACAUUAAUAAACUUAGCCACGCAAUUGCACAUGCUUAGCUUGCUGUAUAAUGAGGUGGAGGUGCAGAUUUAGUAGUCAAUUAGUGGUCCAGCAACUGCACAUGUACUAGUAUUCUAUUUAUAAGGACAAGUUGGAAAUUUGAAAUAAUUAUUCACAUCGAGGUAAGAAUGUUUCCUUGUGCUGACUUGAACACCUACAGCACAAAUACUUUAGUCCCAAUGAGGUGGACACCACAGACUUUAGUUUGGAAUUUUCGCAUCUGUCUGUGAACUUCCACUCUAUUUUUUGCAGCAAGACUUGUAGUUGUCAACUCUUCUCUGCCCUUCCAGUUCUAGGUAAAGAACAGCAGAAGGCUAUUAAACCUACGUCUGCUCCUGCCUCCUCCGAUCAGCUUCUACUGCAAGUCUCCUAGCUAUAUGGCUCCGUUUCCGUCUGGGAUAAUGUCCCCAGUUGUUGACCUCUUCGUACGCGAGUUAUGGAAGCCAAUUAAGAAGCACUUUGGCUACUGUCUCAAGCCUGAAAGCAAAGUUCGCAAACUAGCAAAAGCUGCUGAUGAUUUGAAGGAAAAUAUAGAUCUUGUGAAGGAGAAAAUUAAAUUGGGUGAACUCGAGGGCAAGAAACCGAGGGUGCAAGCAACAAGGUGGAUAGAUGACAGUGCUAAGUUAGUUGAAGAUGAAUCAUACAGAAUCAAGAAUACGUACGAUGGAAGGAGCACACAUAUCUUUGGUUGCUCCUGGAAUUGUUUCUUCAACUACAGAAUUAGCAGUGCUGCCACCAAGAAGAAGGCUGAUGCUGACGAAUUACAGGAGAGUACUCCCAAGAAUGAUAGUAUCUUCAGUUUGCUCCCACCAGUUGGCAGAGAGCUGCCUCUGCCACCUAACAUCAUGGGGCAAAAUAGGUACAUGAAAGAAAUUGUUGCUUGCAUCAAACAAGGCACCAUGAGCUUCAUUGGGAUAUGUGGCAUGGGAGGGGCUGGCAAGACUACUCUCCUUAAGCAAUUAAAUAACAUAUUCAGCUGUGCUGCAGAAACACAUGAAUUCGAUUACAUCAUUUAUGUGGAAAUUGGUCAGCAGCAAGAUCUUGAUACGGUUCGGCAAAAUGUUGCAUCCCAACUUGGCUUGGUGAUAGGAAAGGAUGAAAGCACAACAUUUAGAUCUUCAUCCCUUUAUAACUUCUUGAAAGAAAGGAAGUUUCUGUUGUUGAUAGAUGACCUUUGGCAAACAUUGGACCUAGUGCAGAUCGGCAUACCGCAAGGUGGCAGGCUGAUUGGCCCUCAAAAUAGGCAGAUGAUAGUAAUCACCACACGCUUACAGCAUCUAUGUCACAGAAUGCAAGUGCAUGGUCAGGUGAUUAUGUUACAAAGGCUGGAGUUUGAGGAAGCUUGGAAUCUCUUUGAUGCGAACGCAGGAUGCAAUAGAGUAACCAACAGCAGUGCACAAAUCAGAGUUUAUGCCAAGAGUAUUGUGAAUAUGUGUGGAGGCCUUCCGUUAGCUCUUAAGAUAGUUGGUCAGGCUAUGGCAUCAAAAGAAAGUGAACAUGAGUGGAAGCAUGCUAUGAUAUUGCUUCGACGGUCUCAGUUCCACAAAGUUCCAGAUGCAGAAAGUAACCUAUUUUCUUUGCUGUAUAUUAGCUAUGAAAACCUGCCAGAUGAGAGGACAAAACACUGUUUUCUUUUCUUUGUCUUGGCUGGAUAUGAUCAUUAUAGUUACGUUCCGUAUGCAAUAAAUUUAUGGAUAGGACAUGGAUUUCUCGAUGAAGAUGAUGACAUCAGAAACAACUAUUUGAGAGGUCACUCCGUUGUUGGAUGUUUAAAAAGAGCCUGCCUGUUAGAAGAACAUCCUCGAGGGGAAAAUUAUGUGAGGAUGCACGAUAUAAUCCGAGGUCUAGCUCUUUGGAUUGUACAAAUGCAACAGGGUGAUAGACAUAACAAUAAGUGGCAAGUGCGCCUCUGUGGAGAACCUAUGGAACCAGAAGAGUGGAGCACUGCCCAGAGGAUUUCGCUCACGGGCAUGAAUCCUAUUAAUAUCCCCGAUUCUUGCAGUUGCAUUUGCCUAUUGACUCUCUCGGUUCCAAGAAGCAAGAUUAUUGAAAGUGUUCCUACUGGCUUUUUCAGAACUGCUCCGUCUCUCACCUACUUGGAUCUAAGCCAAACCAAUAUUCAAGAACUUCCAUCAGAUGUUGGAGCAUUAUUGAACUUGCAACACCUUGAUCUUUCACACACCCCAAUCCGAGCAAUCCGAAUGGAGCUUCAACUAUUGAAAAGUUUGAGGUACCUAUACUUAGGGCAUACGCGUCGGCUGAAAACUAUCCCAGAUGGGACCAUAUCUUCACUAAGUAUGUUGAGGGUACUCGAUUUAUACAACAGUGGUCUUUUCUCAGUGGACAGAACACAGACAUACAUUGAGGAGCUGGAGAGUUUGGUAUGGUUACAAUCUCUUGGGUUCACGGUGGAUGAUUCUGAGUCGCUUCACAGGCUACUCAAUUUUUCUAAUAACUCCUUGAAAUUCCUUAAUGUACAAGGAGUUGAAGGCUUGCAAUUUCUCCAUAUUUCACCGUCGCUUAUUGGCAUAAUGAGGGCACAUCAACUCGAGAAGUUGAUGUUUCGUGGAAUGAAAAGCCUGGAGGAGUUGCUGAUUGGUGAAACCAUUGUGGCUUCAGAUUGGAACUUUCAAAGCCUUGACGAUCUUAUAUUGGUUGAUCUCCCAAAAUUGGAAAGCAUUGUAUGGAAAGGUGUGGUGCCACAUGUUUGCCUUCCCACACUUCGUUUUCUAGUGAUGUAUGGCUGCCACAGCAUCAAGACACUUACGUGGAUCAAGGAGCUGCCCUGCCUAAAAGAGAUAUAUCUAAUUGACUGUGGUUCAAUGUUGGAGUUGGUGGCUGAUGAUGAAGAAGCAAACACGUCAACUGCUGCACAUUCAUUUCCCCGUCUCAAGUUACUUGGACUAAGCCAGCUUGGGAACCUGCAGAACAUAUGUCGUGGCACACUUUCUUUCCCGUGUUUUCAGCGGUUACUUGUGUACAAGUGUCCUAUGCUAGUGAAAUUGCCAUCCGGAUUAAUGACAGAGGAGCGUCUGCCACUGAUACUCGGAAGACAAGACUGGUGGGAACAACUAUGCUGGGAGGAUAGUAGCGUUGAAUCUACUCUCUUCCCAUUCUUCAGAGAAUUGCCUGCAAGUUUUCGAGGAAAUUUCGUAGAUGUUGGCAAUGCAUUAAUUAUGUAGAUAGAAGAAGGAACACGACUGCUGGAACUGUAUGUCGCGAAAUAUAACAUUGUGAGAAGGUUGUUGAGAAACUCGCAGAUGGCGGGGAGAUCCUGACCAAUGUCUGGGAUCUCUUCUAUCUUGCCGGCAUCCUGAAUCGUCCCUAGAAGCGGACUGCGCGCAUUGCCUAAAGGUUAGU